AGAGACUAGCGUUGAACAAUGAAUGGGGAUACCAGCGACUCUCUUACUCCCGAGCAACAUGCACGCAGCAGCUGAAAUGAUCUCCGUUGGACAGCUUUUCAGUUCCAGGAAACUCAUUCCCUUCGGGGACAGAGCGGGGAAGAGUUAAUCCAGACAGAAACGUCGGGGUGAGGUUACUGGGGUGGGGGGGAGGAGGCCAGAUAUAAUUCUGGACAGAAGUUUGGUUCUCCAAAGUUUGUGUGUUUCCAAAAGUUUUUUUGGGGGGGUGGGCGAAGGGGAGCAGCCGGACGCUGUGGGAGGUCAAUCCCCUCCCCAGAAAUCGAGGGGAACAUCGAGAAAGGGGACAUUUGCAUUCCGUUUGGCGUUGUCCCGGAUGAAAUGGGAAAUACUGGAAGUUUGGAUGGGCAGACGAAUCUAAACGCUCCAAUCAUGCCACUGAAGUUACCGAUGCCUGAACAAUGCGAGCUGGAGGAGAGAUUUGCAGCCGUUCUGAACUCUAUGAAUCUACCCCCAGACAAAGCACGGCUGCUUCGACAGUAUGAUAAUGAGAAAAAAUGGGAUCUCAUCUGUGAUCAGGAGCGCUUCCAGGUGAAGAAUCCUCCACAUACCUACAUUCAGAAGCUGAAGAGCUACUUGGAUCCAGGAGUCACCAGGAAGAAAUUCAGACGUCGAGUGCAAGAAUCAACCAAAGUGUUGCGGGAACUUGAAAUCUCCCUCCGAACCAAUUACAUCGGGUGGGUACGAGAGUUUUUAAACGAUGAAAAUCAGGGUCUCAAUGUCCUGGUGGACUAUCUCUCCUUUGCGCAGUGUGGAGUUAUGUUUGACUUUGACCUUGUGGAGAAUGGUGAUGAUGGUGCCCUCGACAAGUCGAAACCCUGGGGCAGGUCUAUAGAAGAUCUGCACCAGAGCAAUGUCCUGCCCCUGGCUUUCAGCAACAGCCUCUCUCGCUCUGCCAGGCAAUCUAUCCUACGCUACAACACUUUGCCUGACAGGAAACUCCUGAAGAACUCCCGACUCGUGAGCCAAAAGGAUGAUGUCCAUGUCUGCAUCAUGUGCUUACGGGCAGUCAUGAACUACCAGUACGGCUUCAACUUGGUCAUGUCCCACCCACAUGCUGUGAAUGAAAUUGCACUUAGCUUGAACAACAAGAAUCCCAGAACCAAAGCCUUGGUAUUGGAGCUCUUAGCAGCAGUGUGUCUUGUGAGAGGAGGACAUGAAAUCAUCCUGUCAGCAUUCGACCACUUCAAAGAGGUGUGCAAAGAAAAGCAUCGCUUUGAAAACCUGAUGGAAUAUUUUCGCAAUGAAGACAGCAACAUUGAUUUCAUGGUGGCGUGCAUGCAGUUCAUCAAUAUCGUGGUGCAUUCAGUGGAGGACAUGAACUUCCGGGUCCACUUGCAGUUUGAGUUCACCAAGCUGGGCCUUGACGAAUUCCUGGAGAAAUCUAAGCACACAGAAAGUGACAAACUCCAAGUUCAGAUCCAGGCCUACUUGGACAAUGUAUUCGACGUGGGAGGCUUGCUCGAGGAUGCAGAGACUAAGAAUGCAGCCUUGGAGAAAGUGGACGAACUGGAAGAGCACAUGUCGCAUUUAUCGGAGAGGCUUCAGGAGCUGGAGAAUGAAAAUAUGAUGAGAGUAGCAGAACUGGAAAAGCAGCUACUGCAUCGGGAUAAUGAACUGGAAAUGAUAAAGGAAACGUACAAGGAUGCUAGCAGCCAGGUGCAUACAUUGAGGAAGAUGAUAAAGGAGAAAGAGGAGGCUUUACAGCGGCAGUUUCAACUGGAGAAACAGUUGACGGAUCUGCGACACAGCUCUAUUGGUGAUUGUCCCGAUGGAGAUCCUUCCAUGUUAUCUCGAUCUUCCCUGCGUUCGGAUCUAAUCCAAAGCGUUCCUUCAAUACCAGCACCGCCAACUCCUCCUUCUCCACCACUCGCUCCACCGUUGCCAGGUCAAGCACCUCCUCCCCCACCACCACCACCUGCAGCUCCGCCGUUACCUGGCUCUUCACUUUCUGUUAUCCUCACCUCGGGAUUGGCAGCCAUCCGGAUAAAGAAACCGAUCAAAACCAAAUUCCGUUUGCCGGUGUUUAAUUGGAUGGCUUUAAAACCCAACCAGAUCAAUGGGACAGUCUUCACCGAAAUCGAUGAUGAAAAGAUAUUAGAGGAGCUUGACAUGGAUGAAUUUGAAGACCUCUUCAAGACGAAAGCCCAGGGACCCUCCAUUGAAAUCUCCUGUCAGAAAAGCAAAAGUGCGCAGAAAGCACUGAGUAAAGUGACGCUGCUCGAAGCCAACCGAGCAAAGAAUCUCGCCAUUACACUGCGCAAGGCUGGCAAGACAACUGAAGAGAUUUGCAGGGCCAUUCAAAUGUACGAUUUGAAGACUCUACCCCUAGACUUUGUGGAGUGUCUGAAUCGCUUCCUGCCUUUAGAGAACGAGGUGAAGCUUUUGAGGCAGUACGAGAGAGAACGGAAACCACUCGAUGAACUGUCCAACGAGGACCGUUUCAUGCUGCAGUUCAGCAAAAUUGAGCGUCUGCCUCAGCGCAUGACCAUCAUGACAUUUGUCGGGAACUUCUCUGAGAAUAUUCAGAUGUUGAAUCCGCAACUGAAUGCAAUAAUAGCUGCUUCUGCAUCCAUUAAGACCUCACAGAAGUUGAAGAGAGUGCUGGAGAUAAUUCUGGCACUUGGUAACUACAUGAAUAGCAGCAAAAGAGGAGCUGUGUAUGGUUUCAAACUUCAGAGUUUGGACCUGCUCUUGGAUACUAAAUCCACUGACCGGAAGCUGACCUUGUUGCACUACAUUGCAAUUGUCAUAAAACAGAAGUACCCCAGCAUUGCCACAUUCUGGAGCGAGCUGCACUUCAUUGAGAAAGCAGCGGCAGUGUCAUUGGAAAACGUCCUCUUGGAUGUCAAGGAGAUGGGACACAACAUGGAGCUAGUUAAGCGAGAGAGCAGUAUGCACGAUCACAAUGUGGUGCUGAAGGAUUUCCUGACCCAAAAUGAAGGGAAACUAGAAAAACUUCAGAAAGAUUCCAGGACUGCACAGGCAACAUACAAUAAAGUGGUUGAGUAUUUUGGAGAAAGUCCCAAGACUACGCCUCCAUCUGUGUUCUUCCCGGUAUUUGUCCGCUUUGUCAAGUCUUACAGGGACGCGGAACAGGAAAACGAGCUGCGAAACAAGCAGGAACAAGCUUUGAGAGAGAAGAUGCUGGCACAGGAAGCCAAGCUCCAACAGGACCAAAAGUCUCCCUGUCACAGGAACAAGCGACAACAACAGGAACUCAUCGCUGAGUUACGGAGACGGCAGCUCAAAGAUCACCGGCCGGUGUAUGAAGGGAAAGAUGGAACCAUUGAAGACAUAAUCACAGCGUUGAAGAGUGUGCCCUUCACAGCCCGAACUGCUAAACGUGGGUCCUGGUUCUUCUGUGAAACGUCAUUGUGUGAAGAGUCCAAUUGUUAAUGUUUGUGCCCUCUACAGUCUACAGCUAAGACAGAUCUUAGAAGUCAACCAUUCCGACGUGCAGACGCGGUGAUUCGGCAUGGAUGGAAACAUCUCUAAAGAAAAGAGUUGGGCAGGGGAAGAGAAGGAGAGUGGAACUGCGACCAAAUUGACAGUUACCAAAAAACUGUUCCCUCGAGGAGCAUCUCGGGAUGCACUUUCUUUUGUCGCCCCACGUUGACUCCCUGAAACGGCAGACUUCCUGCACGCGUACCUUUGUAAUCCAUUCCAGGCUGGCCCACACAAAAUUGGCGUGGUGUGGAUAGAAAACAUGAGGGAGAGUACACAUUUCCUUUUUGUUUCUAAAGGGGAAAUAAGUUUUCUUUUAAAAACCAAUCCACAAAACCUGCUCACCACUUAAUGGAUAAAAUGAUCCAACUAUGGGUUUGCAAUCCCAACGCUCCAUCGAAGCUGGGAGAAGGCAUGUUUCUCAGUGUGAUAGAAAAGACCAAGAGAAGUGUUGGCUGUCUUAGCCUGUGAAAUUUGAGUGCCUUGUUACAGCAGUAUUACCUGGACACAUUAACUGUGGAGUUCUUUCUGUUCUUGUAGUCUUAAUUAAUUUAAUGUAUUUUUCCAUUAUUCUUCCUAUGUUUUGUACAGUUAAUUUGACCUUCUGUGAUGUUUCCAAAGGAACUUUGGCAUCUGUUUUUGCCAAAGUAAAAUGGCCGUUUAUGUUAGAACAUUAUCUCCCUCUUAUAUUGAUUUCAAACCCGUCUCCGAAUACUGCUAAAUUCUUUGAUUUAUUUGGAAAUCCUAAAGAGAAUACUGUGAAGUUAGAUUUGCAGCUUCUUUUAAGGAUGGGAGCAUGUUUUAUCUCCCAGAAUAUUGAAGAAUAUUCAAUGGAACUAACAUUUAGACCUACAAAGACUGUCUAGAAGCAGAUGAAAGAGUGAAGAUUCCUCCCCUUAAGUCAGACCUCUUCACUACUUUUCAGAUUCAUUGCAUUGAAAGGCAUUGGGUGAAGCAGAUUGGGGGUUUGGAAAUCUGAGUGAGGAGGAUGUGCAACCCAUACAGACUUGACCUAGCUCUUGAGUCAACAUUUACUUAGCACGUAAAAGAUUCAUCAUGCACCCAGGCUGGGUUGUAUUCGAUCGAAUUUGAACUCUGACUUGUGAUCAGCACUCAGGCUGUUAUUUUACCUGAUUGUAUGAGUCAAGAGGGAGACAUCCAGUUAGAAAUUGUUCAUGACUCUGUUCUGAUCUGGGAAUUAUGGACUCGAGUUCUGUGUUUUCUUUUCUUCCUUUGCUAACUGGAACAGUAUCUCCCAUUGGAAGUAAGGGAACUGAAUGCAAACUAGGAGAAUUGACUCUUAUUGUUAGGCUAGCCAAUGAAUUAAGCCCUCUGAUUUUUCAAUUGUUUUAUUUAAUAUGUACACUAUAGUAACAUUUAAACUUAGGCCCAAUAUCCCUAAAUGCUCUGAUACAAUCCUUGGGUCAAACCCUUCGUUCACCAUCUCUGUCAGUGAUGCUGCAGUUGAUCUCUGCUAGCUGGAGCCUGAAAGCAGCAUCUCACUCACUUGGAUGUCAGUGGGUCCUUGCUGCUUGGGCUCACUGGGGUAGGACAGCAGAGUGUGGCUGGUACCUCAGGGGGGAUUGUGGGGAAAUGAAGCCUAAGGUAGAAGAAGAUAAAUUCACUAAUUGGGUGCAGUUUUCAAAACUAAACUCUGUUCAUUGGGCCUAAUUCCACCAGCUCACACUGGUAUCCAUGAUUACCAGUAAACUCUAAAUACUACCAUAAAACGAUUUUAAAACAAACUCUGUUUUUAGUUUUGUCAGGCAGCACCAGAGUUGCUUUACAAUGUAAAGUUGCCGUUCCAGUAUCAUGGGUUUUACAACAAUCUGCUGGAAGCUGAUUUUGGCCUAUUUUAUGAAAUGGGCUACAGUCUUGAACUGAAAUCCCAGAGUCUGAGAUUUACAUGUUUACAUUGUAAGGCAUUUCAAAUACAGUUCAAUGUUACGGUUGGCUCUGUGGUCAUUUUGCAGAAUAGGUGAGAAUGUCUUCCAUUUAAAACAAAAAUUAGCUUUGCAUUCAAUUCAAAUGUGUGCCUUCAAUGCUUAGUUCUUUGUUUGAUUAUAGUUCCCCAUCUUAUAAACCAAUUACAGCACAAAGGAGGCCAGUCUGCCUGCUGCACACAUAAUAGCUCAUUAACUAGAUUAAUCUGCUGUCAUUCAUUUCUCUCCUGUUUACACAUAUCCUUUCAUUUCUUUUUCCAAACAUUUUCGAUUUCCCCUUAAGAUGGCACAGUCCCCUGCUUCAACAGCUACAUCUGGUGACACAUCACACCUUCUUUUAACUUGGGAUAAAUUUUGUUUUUUUUUAAUGAUAACUCAUUGUCUAUGGGCCCAUUUCAUUUUCCUGAAUCAGCAAUCUGUAGAAAUACAAUCAGUCUUUUGCUAAUAAUCCUCUCAAAAUCUUUCGUAAUUAUAGACGCUUUUGUCAGAUCCCCUUCUUAACUCUGUUUGUUCCAAAUGAGAGGGGAGCGGAUGCGGAAUGUAUCAAGCUGUCCUUCAUUAUUGUAUCUAACUCUUUAUACAAUCCAAUUAAUCCUCACUGUUCCCUUCACAAAGACUGUAACAUUCUUUGUUCCCCAUUCUAAAUUUCCCCACAUCUGACUGUAAGGAUCCUACAUUUUGUCUUGCCUAUCUUUUUCACGUCACAUAUUUAUGGAAACUUUUAUGGUUAGUUUCUAAGUUCCCUGUAAUUUAACUGACCUAUCCUACUGUCAUCGUCUUCUUCUGAUGAAUUCUAAAAUGCUUCCAUUCCUCAGGCUUGCGGCUUUUUCUGGCACUUUGAUAUGUCUCUUCCUUGGAUCUAAUACUAACCUUAAUUUCUUGGUAAGCCAUGGUUGAGCCCCCUUUCCUGUUUUAUUUUUGUGCCAGAUAAGAAUGAAUAUUGUUGUAAUUCACGCACACAUUCUAUAAGAAUGAACCAUUGCCUAGCUACUGUCAACCUGUUUAGUAAUGGUCCCCAUUCUUUCCUGGCCAAUUCUUGCCUCAGACCCUCAUAGCUCCCUUUAUUUAGAUUCAGGACCCUCGUUUCAGAUUCAACUACUUCAUUCUUGACCUUAAUGAAGAAUUCUGUCAUGGGUUCUGUUCUCAAAAGAACCUAUCACAACAAAAAAAUUGCCCAUGAAUAUAGAUGCACCCUUAUUACAUGCACCUCUGAUUUCUUAUUUAAUGCCUUCUCUUACUACUUCUUUCAGCCCCCAACAAUGUUUUAUGCCCCUUGGUGUUAUGUACCUCCAUUCAAACAGGUUCCUCAUCAUUGUUUUCCAAGAAAAUAUCCUUUCUCACUAUUGCUUUGAUUUCCUCCUUCACGAACAAUGCUAUCUCACUUCCUUUCCUUUUUUGUCUGUCCUUUCUAAAUAUGCCUAGAUGUUCAGUUCCCGUCCUUGAUCACCCUGCAGCCACAUCGCUGUAAUCAUAACUAUAUCAUUAACAAUUUUGUUUUCUAUUUAUGCCAGUAAUUCAUCUACCCUAUUUUGAAUGUUCCAUGCGUUAAGAUGCAAUGCCUUUUGACUUGUCUUUUUAACCUUGUUAAACAGAACAAACAUUUCAUAGAUUCCAGGGUCACUGAGCCCAAAUCUCUUCGGCACCUGUCCCCAUCUUCCCACCCUCUGAGUGAAAAUUACAUGUUUUAGGGCACUUCUUACCAAGGCAGGUCUGGGGAGUUAGAAAAUUCCUUCUUUAUGCUAUCAGCUUCAGGAAUUAAAAUACAGCUAUUUGUGUCUGUGUGUGUCUGUCUGUGUGUCUGUCUGUCUGUGUGUACCUCGCUCAUUCUCUGGCUUCUCCCAAGCCCAUUGUGCUGCUAUAUUAUAGUGCUCUGCUCACAUGCCAGAUAGGCCCGAAUCCCAUCCUAAAUUGACACCAUCUUUAAAUGUGGAUCACGUUGUUAGCGACAUAGCCAGGCUGAUCCAACAUGUCCCAUUGAGCAAUGGAAAAAUCAGGACCUUUGGAAAUACUCGCGUAUACCCCAGCAAGCCUCAAUCUCUCUCAUUGCUGACUCGCUUCCUGAGGUGGAGGUUGAGCCCGAAGGUGAGGAAUCAAUGUAUUAUCUGCUGGUUUACUGAAAAGUGUCACAAAUCAGGUGUGAGAACAGCUUUAUUUAUUGGACUUCUUAAAAAAAGUAUGUUUUUAGAUGUUGCUGUCCAAAGACUACAAAGUUAUUUAAAACAAGAUGUGUCAUGUUGUUUCGUGCAAAUACAUUAGCCUUCCAUUUUUUCUAACAAAAUAACCCCAACAGCGAGCUUUUUAAAAUGGCACUUGGUUAAAACUCUGGAUUUGUACUGUCAGUUUUAGUUUUCAGUUUAUGCUGCUUCCCCAUAUAUUGAUGAAUUGUUCCAGUGAUGUGAUAUAUUGAAUGACUUCACGUUACUUGUUUAGCCUGUGACAUCAUCUGGAAGACCAUCUGGUAGGGGUGGGGGUGGUUGGCAACAUAAUAGUGAAGACUAAGGUAUAGACUCACUUUUCUCUUAAUACUGAAUUUGAGUAAGUCUACCCAUCAGUAGUCAUUAUUUAAAAAGUGAGCUGUGGACCUGGGGAAAAUAGACUUCAAAUAAUCUAUAUAUUCCCGUACAAAUUCACAAGGUCGCCAUUUUAUUUUGUCUUUCUGGUAUGUAUUACAUAUGAAGUAUUUAGUUUGUAUUUUAACCAUUCCGUUCCAAACUCUACAUUCCUGUAGUUAACUGUAUGCUUUUGUAAUUGUAAAAAAAACUGUUAAAUUCAAUUUUCCAUUUUUUAAAAAGCUAUUUUUAAAACUAUACCAAAGUUGAGGCUUUCUGCCACUACGCAAUA
Stegostoma tigrinum is the source of this 8288-nucleotide messenger RNA. Its product is annotated as formin-like protein 3. Bases 379 to 3456 code for a protein of 1025 amino acids. Gene Ontology annotation, cellular component: cytosol. The record is from RefSeq and is a predicted model, not a curated record. Gene Ontology annotation, biological process: cortical actin cytoskeleton organization; regulation of cell shape; cell migration. NCBI's taxonomy places the organism in Eukaryota, Metazoa, Chordata, Chondrichthyes, Orectolobiformes, Stegostomatidae. The transcript has 27 exons. Gene Ontology annotation, molecular function: small GTPase binding; actin filament binding.